UGUCCAUCGCUAGCGCCCUUUACGUCUGGCAACGCUGUGAUCGUCGUAGUGGUGCGGCGGACAUUGUUCUCGCGGCGUGCUGUUUCACCUCUUACUCUUUUCCGGGCUGGUUUCCAAGCAAUUGCGGGUAAAUGACCCACUGGGUCCCCACCAUGAUUGAUGCCCCGCUUAGUUCGGAGCUGGUGGCUCAGACCAUCAACUUCCAUGGGCCUCAACUUCAGAAGAUAUGGGAGGGAGAGAGGGGAGAGGUCGACCUUCAGAAUAUGGCCAUCAAGUCAGAUUUCUCUGCUUUCCAACAACGUCAGAAGACCCUGAAUUUUCAGGAUAGAGGCAAACGGCUAAAGCUCCAGCAGUUCAUUGUCAGAAAUGCAAAUUCCCUAUAUGAUCUCUCAUUCACAGAAGGUCAUUCUGAAGCGCGGAAGUUACCUGGUGAAGAUGAUUGCUAUGCUGCUCUGCCCCCCUAUGAAACAUUCCUCCCUUUGGAUCGAGGCAGCAGAGUUCGACAUUUCUUCCAGAACUGCAAGCUGGGAAAUGUUGUCAUUGGCACCAUCAUAUCCAAAACUGCCAAUGGUCUCACAGUGAAAGUCCUUAGUAUUGAAGAUGGAGAUAGGAUACGUUUUGUUGGAGAUCUUCAGAUCAAGGCUUUUUGUCCUGUAAUCAAUCUCAUCCCAGCUCUUGACAAGAAGAAGGUGUCGCGUACUUAUUUGCUGAACGACGCAGUGUGCUGUGAAGUUAUCGAGGUUGUAGCUGAGGCAGACAAACUUGUUCUUGGCAUGAAGGGGACCAUGCUGCCUCCUGGUUCUGAUCAGCACUCGCGACUUGGUCUUAUCUUCUCUGAAGACUUUCCUGAUGUUUUCCGGCGAAUUCAGGAUCGAACCAAUGAGUCGUUCGAAGUCUUGUUGAAAAACAAUGUUGCUUUCAACAACCCCGGUAGCAUCACUUAUUUGGCCACCUCAAUGGGUCUUCAGAACAAGAACUACUCCCACAUUAGUGGCCUCAGGGCUCGUUUCCCAGAGCAGGAGUAUGCCACAGAACUUCGACAGGUUCAAGCCAGCAAGUGGGCAUUCCGAAGUGUCGCUGAUGGAAUUGAACACUUCAAGGCAGGACGUCACACCGAGGCUUUCCAGUGUUUGAACAAGGCUCUCAGCAUUGAUCCCCGCAACAUCGAAGGCUUGGUUGCCCGUGGAGCAUUGUAUGCUAACAGUGGUAGCUUUAGCAAGGCUAUUGAAGACUUCGAGGCUUCACUGAAGCUUAAUCCUACUCAUCAAAAUGCCCGAAAGUACAUGGGCGAGACCUUGGUCGCGUUGGGCCGAAGCUAUGAAGAAGAUAACAAGCUGGAUGAUGCUAUGAAAUCCUAUGAAAAGUGUCUAACUAUUGUCCCAUUCCAUGAAGAAGCAACCAACUCUAUUCAGUUCAUCAAAAAGAAGAUGACUGAUGUGUCUGGUCUUCCUGGACUUACACCCACCAAGUCCCUGGAAAUGAAGGAAACUUUGAAGCAGCUUCUGAAGGUGGACCAAGAGGAUGAAGAACCACAGGACAAGCACAAGCGGAAGUCGAAGAAGAAAAAGGAUCGCAAAUCUCGCAAGCGGCGUCAUCGUUCAAGCUCCAGCAGCAGCUCCUCUUCCAGUGACAGCUCACGAAGCUCCUCCUCGUCAUCAUCGUCUUCAAGCUCGAGCUCUGGAUCUUCCCAUUCUGGAUCGUCCCGCUCGCGGUCACAUUCCCGCAAGGAUAGGAAGAAGAGAAGGAAGAGUAAGAGCAAGAGCAAGGAUGGCCGUGAAAGAUCCCUGUCCCCACUCAGCAAGCGCAUGGCCAUGGAUAACCCAGAGGCAGAUGGUUCUAUGAGCCAGAAGAUGCCUCAAUAUAAUGCACCAUUGCAAUUCUCAUCAUACCCAUAUAACUAUUCUGCUGCCCAGAAGGAGUCAGAUUAUGAACAGAAAGUUCGUUCUUUCAUUGAACAAACCAAAGGUGACCUGGACUAUGAAGAUAAGGUGCGAAAAUUCUUGGAAGAAACUGCUAGAUGGAAAAAGGAAAAGAAGGCAAUGGAAGAUAAGGCAUCUAAGAAAAAGAAGAAGAAAGAGAAGAAAUCACAUGACAAGGAAAAAAGUAAGAAGAAGAAGCGUGAAAAGAAGCACAAGAAGAACCGUUCCAGUGGAGAUUUGGACAAGAGUAUGGGUGACAAGAGUGAUGCUGAACUGGAAGCGACCAAGCGCAAGGUGGAUGCCCUGUUAGCCCGCAGAAUGCCAAAGCAUAUAGUGGAUGCGGAAGAAGAGUUCCUAUACGGUGGACCUGCCCAAGCUAAGGAACUGUCAUCUCGGGAGCCAGGUUCAACAGAAAAGAAUGCAUUGAGGUUGUUGAGUUUGGACGGGCUGGAUGAUCUGGAAUCCAAGCUAAGCGCUUACUAUGCCAAAGUGGAAAAAGAUACGGGCCUCUCAAAAAGGCAUAGUUCUGGCUCCAAAUCAAUGGAAAAGUCAAAGGACAAGUCCAAAUCUUCACCUAAAACAUCUCGAAUGGAUGAUGAUGACGAUGAUGAUAUGGAUCUCCAAGACCAAAAGAUGUCGCCCUCCCCUCAAAGGCCCAUCAUGUCUGCAAAGUGGAAAAUGCAAAUUCCGACUGUGGGAUCUGCGCUGAAGAAAAAGGAGAGCAAGAUGGAGACCAGCAAGGACCACUGGGACGAACCCGAGGAUGGCCAGUACAAGAACGACAAAGACGACGAGGACUUCGGCCGCAAGAGUCGGAAGUCGUUCGGCAUGGAGAAGAUGAUGAGGCGGUCUGGAGACGGUCACGGCCGCGGCAAGAUGGACGACAAGAACCGCGACGACUCCCCGGACAUGCCGUCCAAGGAGAGCGCCAUGGACCGCGGGCGCCGCAGCCUCCGCCAGCAGCACAGCCGCAGCCGCAGCCGUUCGUCCGAGUCCGGCAAGGGCCAUCCCCCCAUGAAGAAGAAGGACAUGCACUCGCGCUCGCGCUCGUCCAGCAGCAGGUCGCGCAGCCGGUCGCGCGGCCGCAAGUACAGCCGCGGCUCGAGCGUGUCCAGCUCGCGGUCGGGCGCCUCCUACAAGAAGAAAGACCGGUCCGUGUCUCCCAGCGGCAAGAAGCCCGGCUCUCCGGACAGGGAGCGCUACCGCGACAGGUCCAGGUCGCGGUCCUACAAGGACUACCGCAGCUCGGCGUCGCGCUCGCGCAGCCGGUCGCACGACAGGCGGUCCUACUACUCGCGCAGCCGGUCCUACGACCGGUCCAGGUCGCGCAGCAGGGACUACCGCCGCAGCCGCUCGCCCGACAGGCGGCGGGACUACCACGGCAAGUACCAGGGCCGCUUCCCCAGGCAGCGCGGCACCUACUACAAGCCCCGCUUCCAGAACUACAAGAACCCUCGCGGCCAGUUCCAGCGAGGCCGCGGCUUCAACCCGCGCUACCAGAACUACCGAGGCCGAGGCUUCAUCCCCAGAGGCAGGGGCCGCGGACGCGGGAGGUUCAACAACUUCAAGCCCGGCUACAACAACCGGUACGACAACCGCUACGACAGCAGGCGCAGGUCUCGCGACAGGGACAGCGCCGACCGCGACCGCGCCAGCAGCUACGAGGACGACCCCAUGCGGAAGGUGAACGCGGAGAAGGACAGGAUCAACAAGUACAUCGAGGAGAGCGGCAGCAAGGACGGCGCCGAGAGGAGCAAGACGCCGCGGCGCAGCGAGCCGCUGAGCGAGGGCGAGGAGAGGGAUGACGACGACUACCAGAGCAGGCAGGGCGGCUCCCCGGAGGACGGCUUCAGGGGGGACCACUGGAAGAACGAGGGCAAGUGGGCCGACAAGGGGAAGGAGUCCGAAGACAACGGCGAGGAGGUCGAGGACAUGGACAAGUUCUUCAGUAAGGUGAAGGCCUCCAAAGAGAUGAAGGAUAGAAAGUUCCAGAUUUAGUUGGUUAGUAGUAAUCAUGUGUGUCCCACAUUUUAUCAUGUCCUUGGUUCAAGGAUGCUUGUCACACCCUAUUAAUAAAUUUUGCAAUCAAUGUUGUCGAGUGUUAGGGCAAUGCUGCGUAGCACAGUGAUGUUUAUUUUGUCGCGGUUUUGAAUGAAAUAUUGUGUAGGAAAUAGUGUUGUUGCAAACUGUGAAUUCAUUACGGCUGGACAGCUGAUGUAUAAUAGAAAAAGUGCCGCAUUUAUUAUAAAAAUGACGAAGGGGUAGAAUUUAUGUAAUUCCUCUGUACUCUGAUAGUAUUAAAAGAUUUUGAAAACCCA
Thrips palmi is the source of this 4237-nucleotide messenger RNA. Its product is annotated as tetratricopeptide repeat protein 14 homolog. The record is from RefSeq and is a predicted model, not a curated record. Gene Ontology annotation, molecular function: nucleic acid binding; protein binding. NCBI's taxonomy places the organism in Eukaryota, Metazoa, Arthropoda, Insecta, Thysanoptera, Thripidae. The transcript is spliced from 19 exons. Bases 132 to 3917 code for a protein of 1261 amino acids.